Messenger RNA from Varanus komodoensis (Komodo dragon), 3776 nucleotides. RefSeq names its product ankyrin repeat domain 49 (gene ANKRD49). Gene Ontology annotation, molecular function: protein binding. The transcript has 3 exons. The record is from RefSeq and is a predicted model, not a curated record. NCBI's taxonomy places the organism in Eukaryota, Metazoa, Chordata, Lepidosauria, Squamata, Varanidae. The coding region runs from base 548 to 1270 and encodes 240 amino acids.
AGUAGGGGCGUUAGAGAGAAGCUGCGCGGGCGGGGCUGCUCUUCUCCUCACCCUUCGCCGGAGCCGUGCCGCUGGAGGGUUCUCCAGUCGAGGGGGCUUUAUCCGGGUCUUUUGUCUCUGUCGGGCGUCUCUGUCGAUCAAUCAACGGCGGCUUGCAGUGCAGCAGAAGAGUUUUUCAAAGGUUGAUCGGUUCUAGCCUCUUGUAUGGGCUCCUGGGGCAAAUGAUCGCAAAGCUGCUGCAGCCGCUGCAAAGGAGACGCGGUGGGCUUUGCAGGCGAGAGAGCGCGAACGCGGCUGCUGCCGUCGUCUGCUUUGGAAUAACUCAGGUGGAAAUCAACAUGAAGCUUUCGUAAGAGAACUUUGUGCGGAUCUUACGAUGAUGCAUGUUGUCAUGAUAUUGCUGCCAGCUCCACCAUUCUUCAGCUUUUGUUAGCCAUUUUUAUAUAUUUGCAGACUCUACUGCUGAAUAAUCAGGAAUGGAAAUGAGCUAGAAGGAGAAGUGAAAAUAUUUUUCUGUAUUUGUGACCUGAAUACCCAAGGCUGCAAAAUGAAUGAAAGUGGCAAAUCAGCCGAGAAGAACACAGAGGAAGAGACAAAAGAUUAUAAAGACUUUGCUGAGAGCUUUAACCAGCUUGAAUUGUUGGAAACCCACAGGCAUCUAAUCCCCACAGGAACACAGAGUCUUUGGUCUGGAGAUUCUGAUGAGGAAGAUCAGGAAGAAAAAACAGAGGAAUGGUACCAAAUUCAAGAGAAAAAGUUAGAAAACAACCCAGACAAGCUUCUGCUUUGGGCAGCUGAAAAAAAUAGGCUUAACACAGUACAAAGACUCCUAUCUCAAAAUCUUGCUCCAGUAAAUGUCCAAGAUGAAGACCAAUAUACCCCUCUGCACCGUGCUGCCUAUAGCGGACACUUGGAAGUUGUACGAGAGCUGAUUGCCUAUGGCGCAGAUGUACAUGCCUUGACUGUAGAUAGCUGGACCCCACUGCACAGCGCUUGCAAGUGGAACAACACAAAAAUAGCCUCGUUCUUGCUUCAGCAUGGUGCGGAUAUCAAUGCUCAGACCAAUGGCUUGCUGACCCCCCUGCACCUUGCAGCAGGAAACAGGGAGAGCAAGGAAACUCUUGAACUCUUGCUUAUGAAUCGCUAUUUGAAGCCAAAUCUCAAAAAUAACUUGGACGAAACGGCCUAUGAUAUUGCUCAGAGAACUGAUAUAUAUCACUACCUGUUUGAAAUUGUGGAAAAUUGCACAAAUUCUGUGGCAGAUUCUUAGGAAUUGUAAAACAUUUGAAUGUUGAACACAGCUCCUUGAUAAGAAGUACUUUGUAAUUGCACUCAAAUUUGGUGCUUUCAACCCUACUUCUUGGCAUAGCUUUACUGUAUGAGAUGCUGAAAUGAAGUCUCAUUUUGUUACAAUGUCAUUAUUUUUAUAAUGUAAACUACAUUAUCCUUAUACUUGUGAAACAUUCCACUUUUACUUGAAAAAGGUUGGAGGUAUCCUAAGUAUCACAUGGCAUGACUAUUCUCAUACAUUAUUCUCAUAUCCAAAAACUAGCGCAAGCAACAUUGUUUUAAACAGUGGCUGGUUAUUGUCUUUUUCAAAAUGUUAGAGAAUCAAUGAGAGCUAAUUGGUGACUGACAGACAUGCUUGAAUAGAAAGAAACAUUGGAGACAUACUGCCAGAACUUGCAGCCUUCAGCCAGUAUUGAGGUUAGCAGCUGCCUCUCAGCCAUGGAUAAUGACAUCUUCUCAGCUGUUAAAAACAUGCUACCCAGAAAUCAAUAGUGUAAUUUAAUAGAUUUCAAAGGCCUCUUCCAGUGUCUGGUGCAAUAUGAUAUACCUGUCUAGAAUGACCUGUCUACUUCAAAACAUAAUGUCUUGUGCUCUCUCCUUUUGCUUUCUGAAGUGACAACCUAAAUGCCUACAUUAGGAAAUGUUAUGCUGGGAGUAUAACUUAUUAGAUGGAUCUAUAAGCGGGAUUCUGGAUCCUUGCCAGAGCCUGUUCAUAGAGUUCUUGAAAAGAUUCCUUGUAUACUGCUGCUAUGUGUAGGUCUUUGACAGUGCUGGCUUUUUCAAAUGUAAUUCAGACAACACAGCUGAAGUGGUCCAAAGAUGCAGGUACUGUGAGAUCUCACGGCUUGUUUGAUACUGCUUUAGUUUGUAUGUACUCACCUUCCCCUUUUUUAUGUUCUCAUAUAUGAGAAUGACACUUGAAAACCCUGUGGUGUUACUCAUUAAUACUAUGUAGUCUGAAGUCAUAUGUGUUAAGUUACCAGUCCUGAAGAUUCUUAGAGCUGGUUCACGUGAAACUUCAAUAAGACAUGAGCUUAAAAGAAAAGUGUAUGCAAUCUGUAUUGUCAAAAGGAUUUAUAUCCACUUUCCCCACCUUGAUGCCUUCCAGACAUUUUGCACUACAACUCCCAAAAUUCUUGGCCAUGCUGGCUGGGUCUGAUGUGAGUUAAAGUCCAAAAUAACUAUAGGACACCAGAGCAAGUAAGGCUAAAUUGUUUAUGCAUCUACAGACUGUUGCUUGUAUGUGUUUGUACAAGCUAAGUGGAAUACAAACUCAUAAGAGUUAUUUGUAUGUAUGGCAUGAAUUUGUAAUGUAAGAAAUAUAUGAAACACGUCUGUUUAUAUACAAAGAUAUGUGGAGAAUGUGCUUAGUAUGAAAAGUACCAUGUACUCUGCUGCAACUCAAAUAUAUAUGCUUUUUGCUACUUGUCCUGUGUGAACCAGCUCUAAGUUAAAAGUAAAUUUCAGUGAAAUGGGACUUGGAUGUGGCUUGUGGAUGUGUGAUGUUCCACAUUACUGUAAACAUAGAAUCAGUUUUCUUAUUCAUUGUUACUCUGGUGUAAAAGUGGCUUGAAGGCUGCAACAAUUCAAAAUGAUAAACUGAAGCCCACAUAACUCUAUAGUGGGCAAGUGGCCUUAAGUCCUUAAUAUUGGAUUCUAAUUAUUACUUACAUGCAUGAAAGUCCUCUUGAAGUCAGUGGAACUUUCUGCAAGGGAUUACAAUGUGGUCCAUAACCUAUUUGUGUUGACAUACUUAAGGUUAUUAGUAUGUGAUCCUGUUUAUCAGCAGACAUUGCUUCUCUCAGAUAUGUUGCUUAUGAGCAUGCUAGUCUUGCAAAAAUCAGUAACAUAGUUUUCCUGAUGUAUACUUUUUUAGAAAGUAAGAGUAAUUGAAACUGAUGGUAUUUAAUGAACUGUCUAGCAUAAGGCUGCACAUCUGUUUCUUUAAGCACAUUUCUAAAUGUUUCAGGGUUUGACAUCUAAGUUAUUUUAAUAUUAGUGUACUGACUCAAGAGGCUUGCAGAUCAUGCCUUAAGGUUUCACUACAAUUGAAAACCACUUUGAAACCUGUUUAACUGUUACAGUUCCCCAAAGGAAUACUGAGAAUUGUAAGUUUGUAGAAUAUAGAGGCUUAUUCAGAAAAAGAUGGUUUCUUAGGACUACAAUUCCCAAAAAUCCUUGAAUAGUGAGCAGGUUUGAAUCUAUUUUAAAUAUGUAGGAUAGAUGGAAACUUUGUAGUAUUGUCUUCAAAUAGCAAAGAUCUACUGUAACAGAAAGCUGUAAAGCACUAGUGCAUUGUGAGGAGAGAACUGCAGUAUUUAUUAUUGUAUAUAAUGACAAAUACAGAUACUGUCAAAGAUGCUAAUCACUUUAAAGUUUUUUUAUAUUUGUGAAAUACUUGCUGACUUUUGAAAACUGCAUGAAAAAUGAAAGUGAAUGUAACAGCUUAUACAGGUAACACUUGAAAUAAAGCAUUUUGUAAUUCU